Messenger RNA from Tachyglossus aculeatus (Australian echidna), 3333 nucleotides. It is a transcript of the gene NAA50, whose product is annotated as N-alpha-acetyltransferase 50, NatE catalytic subunit. NCBI's taxonomy places the organism in Eukaryota, Metazoa, Chordata, Mammalia, Monotremata, Tachyglossidae. The record is from RefSeq and is a predicted model, not a curated record. The coding region runs from base 182 to 697 and encodes 171 amino acids. The transcript is spliced from 5 exons. Gene Ontology annotation, cellular component: NatA complex. Gene Ontology annotation, biological process: mitotic sister chromatid cohesion. Gene Ontology annotation, molecular function: acyltransferase activity, transferring groups other than amino-acyl groups.
UGCACGUGUGGACGAGGAGCGGGUAGAGGCUCGCGACGUUAGGCGGCGGCGGCGGCGGUUCGAGAGCGCCAUAAGGCGGCGGCGGCGGCGGCGACCAGGACCCGUCUCGGUCCCGGGGCGGCAGCCGCUGUGGGAAGCGCCGUUCGCGGGCGACGAAGGCCUCGGGCGGCGGCGGCGGAAGAUGAAGGGUAGCCGGAUCGAGCUUGGAGAUGUGACGCCACACAACAUCAAGCAGCUGAAGAGACUGAACCAGGUCAUCUUUCCAGUCAGCUACAACGACAAGUUUUACAAAGACGUGCUGGAGGUCGGCGAGCUGGCAAAACUCGCCUACUUCAAUGACAUAGCCGUGGGUGCCGUAUGCUGCAGGGUGGACCACUCACAGAGCCAGAAGAGGCUCUACAUCAUGACGCUGGGCUGCCUGGCCCCCUACCGCAGGCUAGGGAUCGGGACAAAGAUGUUGAAUCAUGUCUUAAACAUCUGUGAAAAGGAUGGCACUUUUGACAACAUCUACCUGCAUGUCCAGAUCAGCAACGAGUCCGCCAUCGAUUUCUACCGGAAGUUUGGCUUUGAGGUCAUCGAGACGAAGAAAAACUACUAUAAGAGGAUAGAGCCCGCGGACGCGCAUGUGCUGCAGAAGAACCUUAAGACCCCCCCGCCUCUCGGUCAGAGCACAGACGUGCAGAAGCUCGACAACUGAGCUGGGCCCGGGCGGAGGGGCCCCGGGCGGACUGCCGCCUCGCACUUGCUUGUCGCCAAAUACGAGAGACCUGUCGACGAUCCGGUUUUCCUCUCUCCGUCCCCUCCGCCUCGGAAACGCUUGGUUCUCCCACCCUCGUCUCUCUCCUCCUCUCCCCUCUGGCCUCCCCUGCACAGGUUUUCACGUUCCUUCCGAGGACCUGGGAGACCGAUCGUAUUGAGUGGCUUUUUCUCGUUGUUCUUUUGUGUCUCGGUGAGGGAGGAAGGACGGAGGGGUUGUGCAGUUGCGCAGGGGGUGGCGGGUGGUCCUGAAAGAUGUGGGUGGUAAGUAGAAUGGCAGGUUUCCUUUGGAGUGGUAUUUUUUUUCUUUAAUCUCCUUUCACAUUGAAGGGCAGAGUGUAGAAAAUCUUCAUGUAUUUCAAAACAAGAAAAAGCAAUACUUUGUCCUCUGUGAGCCCCGGACCGGUUUUUGCGUCUGUGGCGUUCUGGAUUUUGUGUUGUUUUUGGGGGUUUUUUUGGUGACUUUUUUUUUUUCCCCAGUUACGAUCUGUGGGAUGCAGUCAUCUCAGCAGCCAUGGCCGUGCACUCUGCCUCCCAUUCCUCCCGAGCCCGCUCUCGGGACUGGGAGCGUUGGGAACCCUAGAGUGAAUUUCAGCCUAAUCUUUGGUAGCUGGCCUCUCUCCUCGCUACUGCCCCUGCCUCUCACUCCCCCCAGGGUGGGGUGGGGGGUUCGGGUUUAGGAAUGGCAGCCCGGUCUGUGUCCUGUACUCUUCUGGUCUCUGAAUGUUUGAGUUCGACUUCUCCGCUUUUGACUGGUGAGUGGCAGUUUUGCUCUCCCUGCUACAGGUUGUUUCUGGAGGUCAGGGGGGUGGGUGCGGUGCUCACUCCCAUCCCACCCAUUGCGGCCUUUGCCCAGAAACAGGUUUGAUAUGCUCCUGGUUCGUGUUUUUUUUUUUCUCUUUUCUCCCUCCCUCCCUUCCUCUCCCCCCCCCCCCAACCCCCCUGUUUUUGUUUUUGUUUGUUUUGCUGCAAAUCCCUUGUCUGCUCCUGGAAUAAAGUUAACCCUAAAACUAGUUAGUCAAGCUGUCCAGCAGCGAUUCCCCGGCCGGGGCGAUUCUGUGAAAUCAAUCUGAGAUACUUCUCUGCCGUCGAGCAGCCGUUCAUCCUUUUGUUAAGAAAUCCCUGCCCAGUAGGAAGCGGUUGGACUGGCGCAUAUGGAGCAGGCUGCAGGGAUGUGCUUUGCUUUGGCCGCGGGCUCCUCGGAGCAGGCUGAGCUCCGAUGGGUGACCAGAGAAGAAAGCUACAGGCUCCGAGGAAGGGAUGUGUUGGCUGGCUCACAGCGUGCCGCUCCCUGUGUAGGGAGGGGACGAGAGAGAGAGAGUCAGAGAGAUCCACAGACAGUGAUGAUAUGCGUAGUAGCCUCCUGGUGGUUCCCUUCUCAGUGGUAAUUUUCAGUCUGGGAACUGGAAAACGGAGCACUCACAUUGGACUGUGUGGGGCCGCUUUAAGCCCUCCCAGCCAUGGAAGACUACGCUUGGCAUCCUCCAUUUCCUUUCUCUCGAAGAGGCCUGUGGGGAGGUGACUGCUGGUUUUGCGGAUCCCGAGGCUGGAUGCUCCCUGAGGGCUUUCUGUCCUAGAAGGAAGAGGCUGCGGGCCAUCCGGGGCUGGGUGGAGGGCUGCUUUGGGAGCCACAGGUGUGAAGAACGAAUGGCUAGACUGGGCCUCUCUCCUACUCCCGGCCCCCCGGCCCCAGUCCCCUCUCAGGUAGGUGGGUGAUACCUGGGUGGUGUUGGUGAUUCCUGAGACUUGGCCCAAAGACUAGCAAGUUCAGAGACAGGGCUAGAAGAAGCUAUUCAGGAUUCCUUUAAAGGCUUCCAGAAGCUGACACUUUCAUUGGUGAUUUUUCCGUCCACUUUCCCCCCGCUUCUGGGGGAUUUCGGGGUGAACGUGGCUUCUCUGAGCUCCCCCAUCCACCUAUUUUCUGUAGCUACCUGUGGUGGGGUCUGGUCAGGCCACGAGGCCCCCUCUCUCAGCUGGCCCAUUCUGGUCAGAGCGUGCCCAAGGUGGGGAUCAGAGAGCCGCCUCUGGCUCCAGAAGAUGAAAGUGUGAGUGCUCCCGGCCUGGUGAGUGCUGGAGAAAGGCCAUGGCUGUGGAAUUAGAACCCGGUCUACCCUUGGGCAGAGUAGGCGGAAGCCAGGGGUUUGGUGGGCUGUAAGGUUGGCAGCCUGAAACAGUUUUGGGGUGGGGUCCUGUAUCCGGGGUGUUGAACAGUAGUAACCCUUUGGCUUGAGACCCUCCUACUCCUCCCCCUAACUCUUGUGCCCGAGAGCAGCCCCCGCCACAUCAUCCCCACUGGGGCAGGAGGUUUCAUGGGGCAGUCGUUGCCCCUUCAGUCUUGGGCGUGAGAGCAUACGAGGAAAAUCUAUGCAACUAAUACUUGGACCCCGGGUGUAGGCUGUGUAUGUGAAGGAUCCGCCCAGACCAAGGAACCGGGGAGGAGGGACCCAGAGCUCCCUCGUUUUUGGAGAGGGAAGAACUUUUUAAAAAAUGCUUCAGAAGCUGGGUUUAACUUGCUGUUGAUUUUUUGCUGCCAUUGCUGUUCUGUGUGAAAUAAACGUGUGCUGUUUUGUUCCGGGA